This is a messenger RNA of Saccharomyces kudriavzevii IFO 1802, 3666 nucleotides long. It is a transcript of the gene TRK1, whose product is annotated as Trk1p. Gene Ontology annotation, molecular function: high-affinity potassium ion transmembrane transporter activity. The record is from RefSeq and is a predicted model, not a curated record. The transcript has a single exon. Bases 1 to 3666 code for a protein of 1221 amino acids. NCBI's taxonomy places the organism in Eukaryota, Fungi, Ascomycota, Saccharomycetes, Saccharomycetales, Saccharomycetaceae. Gene Ontology annotation, biological process: potassium ion import across plasma membrane; intracellular potassium ion homeostasis. Gene Ontology annotation, cellular component: plasma membrane.
AUGCACCUUAGAAGAACGAUGAGUAGAGUGCCCACGUUGGCAUCCCUUGAAAUAAGAUAUGAAAAGACGUUCGGCCACAAACUUCGUGAUUUUAUUGCUCUAUGUGGCCACUAUUUUUCCCCAGUUAAAAAAUACGUCUUUCCCAGUUUUAUCGCAGUCCAUUAUUUCUAUACGAUAUCCCUCACAUUAAUAACCUCAAUUUUGUUAUACCCAAUUAAGAAUACCAGAUACAUCGACACAUUGUUUUUAGCAGCUGGUGCAGUCACUCAAGGUGGUCUAAAUACCGUGGAUAUCAAUAACUUAAGCUUAUAUCAACAGAUCGUUUUGUAUAUCGUAUGCUGUAUAUCAACGCCGAUUGCCGUUCAUAGUUGUUUGGCCUUCGUACGACUUUACUGGUUUGAACGUUACUUCGAUGGUAUCAGAGACUCUUCUAGGCGGAAUUUCAAGAUGAGAAGAACGAAGACAAUCCUAGAAAGGGAACUCACUGCUAGAACCAUGACCAAAAAUAAAACAGGAAAUAAAAGAGCCUCUUAUCCCAGCAAACAGGAUAAAACGGAUGAUUUCCAAGAAAAGUUGUUUAGUGGAGAAAUGGUAAAUAGAGAUGAGCAGGACUCAGUCCACAGUGGCCAUAAUUCCCCUGAUGCUAGUAAUAUUAAUCAUGAUGGCAGUAGUGGCAGUCUAGACGAUGUUGUUAAAGAAGACGAAACGGAUGGGAAUGGACAAUACCAAGAGAACAAUUCAUACUCAACUGUGGGUAGUUCGUCUAACACAGCUGCAGAUGAAAACAUAAGCCAAAAACCAGAACCCAGUAGUCUUCGAUUCGAUGACUCACAAAACAAAAGAGAACAAAAGACGGUCCCCUCCGAAAAAUUUGCGAAAAGAAGAGGUUCAAGAGAUAUUAGCCCAGCAGAUAUGUAUCGAUCCAUUAUGAUGCUGCAGGGGAAGCACGAGGGAACUACAGAAGACGAAGGUCCACCUUUAGUGAUUGGAUCUCCCACAGACGGGACAAGGCAUAUAAGUAAUGGCACCAAGUCAAAGACGUCCACCAUAACAAAUGGUAAUACAACCAUAAUUCAGGACAAGAGAAAUAAGAGCAGCACUGACGAAAACUCUGCAUUAAGUAGUUCAAAUACUUCUGGGAGCGUUUCUGAUGAAAAUUCAUUACCUACGAACCUCGGCGGUAGAACACCUUCGUUGAGCACAGAGAGGCACAAAUCAAAUUCAGGUCCAAUAGCUUUCACUGAUGAUAGAGUCACCGACAGAAAACAAGGACCAUCGAUCCAGUUUGAUAUAACUAAACCUCCAAGGAGAGCUCCUAAGAGGGUAUCUACCAUGAACGAUAUUAACCCAAGAUUAUCUACUCAUCGAAAAAGGUCUUCGAGAACAUACAUUAUGAAACAUUUUCCCAAAGCCCGGCGAAUACGGCAGCAAAUUAAGAGAAGGCUUUCUACGGGCUCGAUCGAUAAAAACAGUGACAACAAUGUUUCUGCUAGGACGGCCCUUUCUGAAAUAGAUGGUGAUGAAAAAGAUGGUGAUAACAACGAGGAAUACUUUGCUGACAAUGAAAGCGGUGAUGAAGAUGACCGAGUGCAGCAGUCUGAACUACACUCUGAUUCAGAACUCAAUUUGCACCAACCACAACAAGAAAAUCACCCAUGGCAGCAGAACCUACACCGCGUGUACAGGACAAAAUCUUUUGAUGAUAAUCGCUCGAGGGCUGUCCCCAUGGAGCGUUCCAGGACCAUUGAUAUGGCAGAAGCUAACGAUUUAAAUGAACUUGCAAGGACUCCCGAUUUUCAAAGAAUAGUUUAUCAAAACUGGAAAGCUCAUCACAGAAAAAAGACAAAUUUCAGAAGAAGGGGGUGGAAUGGUAAAAUGUUCGAACAUGGUGCUUAUGCCUCCGACAGCGAUCGCGAUUAUCCUGGUAAUCGUAAUGCUAGCAACAGUAUAGUUCACUACGCUGAAUCCAUUUUACAUCACGAUGAUUCUCAUAGAAAUGGAAGCGAGGAUAUUUCUUCUGGUUCUAACGAGACUGCCGAUCUCACAAAUGGAAAAGGUGAUCACACCGAUCUUAAUGGCUAUCCCGCUUACAAUGAUGAUGAAGAAGGCUAUUAUGGUUUGCAUUUUGAUACGGAUUAUAAUUUGGAUCCUCGUCAUGAUUUAUCCAAGGGUACCAGUAAAAAUUAUUUAUCGUGGCAACCAACCAUUGGUCGUAAUUCAAACUUCCUAGGGCUAACAAGGGCCCAAAAGGACGAAUUAGGUGGUGUUGAAUACAGGGCCAUCAAACUGCUAUGUACCAUACUAACUGUCUACUAUAUUGGAUGGCAUAUUGUCGGUUUUGUUAUGUUAGUACCUUGGAUUAUUCUGAGAAAGUAUUAUGGCGAAAUUGUUAGGGGCGAUGGUGUUUCUCCCACAUGGUGGGGGUUUUGGACAGCAAUGAGUUCGUUUAAUGAUCUGGGUUUGACAUUGACCCCGAACUCGAUGAUGUCGUUCGAUAAAGCUGCAUAUCCGUUAAUUGUUAUGAUUUGGUUCAUAAUUAUAGGAAAUACGGGGUUUCCUAUCCUUCUUAGAUGCAUUAUUUGGAUCAUGUUCAAACUGUCCCCUGAUUUAUCACAGAUGAGAGAGAGUCUAGGUUUCCUCUUAGACCAUCCGCGCCGUUGUUUUACUUUGCUAUUUCCCAAAGCAGCGACAUGGUGGCUUCUCUUGACACUUGCAGGACUAAAUAUAACAGAUUGGAUCUUAUUUAUAAUUCUGGACUUUGGUUCAACUGUCGUGAAGUCAUUAUCAAAAGGUUAUAGGGUUCUUGUUGGUUUGUUCCAAUCUGUUAGCACAAGAACAGCUGGCUUCAGCGUUGUUGAUUUGAGUCAGUUGCACCCCUCCAUUCAAGUCUCCUACAUGCUUAUGAUGUAUGUCUCUGUUUUACCAUUAGCCAUUUCUAUCAGGCGAACAAAUGUGUACGAGGAGCAAUCUUUAGGGUUAUAUGGAGAUAUGGGGGGUGAACCCGAAGAUACAGAUACCGAAGAAGACGGUAACGAUGAAGACGAUGACGGGGAAGACGAAAGUCACGAAGGCCAGAGCAGCCAAAGAAGCAAACCAAACAACAAUAACAACAAGAAUAAAAAAAGAAAGAGAACCAAAAACCCCAAUGAAAUAUCAACCAAAUCUUUCAUUGGUGCGCAUUUGAGAAAGCAGCUUUCUUUUGAUUUGUGGUUUUUAUUUUUGGGGUUAUUCAUCAUCUGCAUUUGUGAAGGAGACAAGAUAAAGGACGUGCAGGAACCAAACUUCAACGUAUUCGCAAUUCUUUUUGAAAUUGUUAGUGCUUAUGGUACAGUUGGGCUAUCGUUGGGUUAUCCAAACACAAAUCAAUCAUUCUCAAGACAACUGACUACAUUAUCCAAGUUAGUCAUUAUAGCAAUGUUGAUUAGGGGUAAGAAUAGAGGUCUUCCAUAUUCUUUGGAUCGUGCAAUCAUAUUGCCCAGUGAUAGACUUGAACAUAUUGACCACCUUGAAGGCAUGAAACUGGAGAGACAGGCCAGGACCAAUACGGAAGACCCGAUGACGGAACAUUUCAAGAGAAGCUUCACUGAUGCGAAACAUCGUUGGGGGGCACUUAGACGCAAGACUACCCAUUCCCGCAGCUCGAAAAGAAGCAACACAACCGUUUAA